Pseudogymnoascus verrucosus is the source of this 1590-nucleotide messenger RNA. RefSeq lists its product as uncharacterized. The transcript is spliced from 8 exons. Bases 323 to 1585 code for a protein of 420 amino acids. Gene Ontology annotation, biological process: transmembrane transport. The record is from RefSeq and is a predicted model, not a curated record. NCBI's taxonomy places the organism in Eukaryota, Fungi, Ascomycota, Leotiomycetes, Thelebolales, Thelebolaceae. Gene Ontology annotation, cellular component: membrane. Gene Ontology annotation, molecular function: transmembrane transporter activity.
CCCAGAUUAAUAGUCAAUUCCCUUCUCCAAGCCUCGUCAGCUUAUCCCACUUCCUAUAUGUCCCCCUAUACACGCUAUCCUCAAACAACUACUUCCGUUAUGGAGAAGAAAGAAGAUCUUGGCUCGGCUGUGGUCCAUGAUGAGGAUAUCUUCAAAGAUACUGAGAAGCCUAGCGCGGUACAACGUGAUUACUCUGGUGCUAUCAUCUCGAUUGACCCAAUCGAGAAACGACUUGUUAAGAAGCUAGACCUCAGAAUCAUGGUGCGCUAGAUCUUUCUCUCAACUCUUCUAAGUUAACGGGUAUUAGCCAACGCUUUGGUUAAUGUACUGGCUUAACUAUCUCGAUCGUAAUGCUAUUGCUCUAGCGAAGCUGGAUCAUAUCGAAAAAGAUCUUAACAUCACUCCUACGCAGUACUCCACCUGCGUCUCCAUUCUCUUCGUCGGUUACAUUCUUGGUGGAAUUCCCUCGAACAUGUUGAUUACCAGAAUCAGGCCAUCCUUUUACAUGGGAUCAGCCAUGGCGCUCUGGGCCAUCGUUUCGACACUUACCAGCAUUUCACAAAAUUUCACUGGGCUUCUCCUUACUCGAUUUUUCUUAGGCGUCACAGAGGCCCCAUUUUAUCCUGGUGCAUUGUACCUCCUUUCCAUCUUCUACACCAGGAAAGAGGUCGCCACUCGCAUUGCCAUUCUAUACACAGGAAACAUCUUCGCUACUGCCUUUGCUGGUCUAAUCGCCAUUGUCCUCUUCAAAAUGGACGGAAUCGCGGGCCUUGAGGGAUGGAGAUGGCUCUUUAUUAUCCAGGGUAUUUUAACCUUUGUAGUGGCUGUUGUUGGCACCCAUUUCCUACCCGAUGACCCAACUGUGACCCGCUGGCUCACACCAGAGGAGCGCAUUCUCGCACACGAACGUAUCAAGCGAGACACAGUUGAUGAUCAGGGCAAAAUCUCUACUAUUAAAGGACUUAAAGAAGCUCUUUCGGACUACCGGGUUUGGAUUUUUGUCUUUAUGCAGCACAUGCACCUGGCAUCUAACGGAUUCAAAAACUUUUUCCCUAGUGUUGUUCAAGGUCUUGGCUUCGAUCGAACCAUCACCCUUGUGUUGACUUGCCCACCAUAUCUUAUUGCUGGUGCGAUUAGCGUGUAUUGGUCAUGGUCUUCAGGGAAGUUCAAUGAGAGAACCUGGCACAUCUCAAUUGCUAAGGCUGUCGCCAUUCUUGGAUUUAUACUUGGAUUCGCAGUCAACAACACUGCUGCACGCUACGUCAGCAUGGUUAUUUUUGCUAUUGGAACUUACGCUGUUAAUAGUAUCAUUCUCGGGUGGGUUGGUGCUACCUGCGGACAAACAAAGGAGAAGAGAGCUAUUGCAAUUUCUAUCAUCGUUAGCACAUCAAACGCGAGUUUCAUCUGGACUCCGUACCUUUGGACCAACUCUUACGGGGGAAGGUAUACUCUUGCGCUUGCUACUAGCGCUGCCUUUUCUGCAGCAACAGCUAUCGCAGCUUGGGCCAUGAGAUUCAACCUCAUGAGAGAGAACAAAAAGAUCAGACAAGAUGAAGAUGAAGCGACCUUAUAUUAUGCCUACUAAAGGAG